This is a messenger RNA of Juglans microcarpa x Juglans regia, 1421 nucleotides long. RefSeq lists its product as uncharacterized. The record is from RefSeq and is a predicted model, not a curated record. Lineage: Eukaryota; Viridiplantae; Streptophyta; Magnoliopsida; Fagales; Juglandaceae. The transcript is spliced from 3 exons. The coding region runs from base 225 to 731 and encodes 168 amino acids.
AAGAGAAUGGAAAUUGAUGCGAGAACUUCAGCCUUUGAUGAACAAACUAGUCUCUUUAAAGUUUAAAGCUUCCAGUUCGUUGCCAACAAUUCUCAGAUUUUCUGAUACAAAGAUGGUCUUGUCCAUAUAUCCAAAUAAAGGGGCCCCCCGUUACUCUUAUCUAUUUCUUGUAUGUUAUCUCUUGCUCGUUGAAGUAGAAGAAAAAGUUUUGGAAGAGAAAAGGGAUGUCGCCGGAGGCGUGUCUCCACCGUUACCAUCCUCAUCGCAUGGUUGUCCCAUCAGUCUUCUGCUCCCGUAAUUCUUUUCCUAUCUCAAAUAUCCGAAACCCCAUAGAAAGGCCACCGCCAUCGUUGAGGAAGAGAAUGCUAAUAAUCGUAGCAUCGCCGCCGACAUCAAUGACCAUAACUCGUACGAGACUACCGGCUUCAGCUGCGGCUCUUUCAUCCCCACCACCCCUCGAUCUGACGGAAGACAACAUCAUACAGGUUCUAGUCGAAGCUCGUGCCGAGCUGGGGCAGAUCUUCGACACUUCCGUUGGCAUGACAGGAAAAGUUGAACUGGCCGAGUUAGAUGGACCUUUCGUGAAGAUUAGACUCAAAGGUCGGUUUUGGCACAAACGUAGCACUGUUCUCGCCAGAGUCGGUAAUUAUCUGAAGCAGAGAAUCCCUGAAAUCUUGGAGGUGGAUAUAGAAGAUGAGAAACAGUUGGACGACAGUCCAGAAAACUUUUGAGGUACACGUGCGGCUUCACUAUUGUUUUUCUUUUCUAAUUGUCCAGCCGUUAGAAGAAUUGUUGUAGCAUUUUCAUGCACAAUCCCCGAAUGGAAGAGCUGCUACAUGCGAAUAUCUUAGAUGGGUGACUCCAUUGGGAAUGGUAUUUGAGACUUUCUAAUUUAUCAAGAUGAAAAACAAAUGGAAAUGGAUUGCUUUAAUGCAACAGUUUAGAUAACUAAAUGUAAUGUGGCAGUAUGGUAAGCAGCAGGGCUGCGCUCCCAAUAGCAUCGUUGUAGAAAGGGGGUUGCAACAGUAAUCAAUGGGAAGUAAAAGCAUACAGUAAACUUAGAAACAUUUUUGGGGAAAUAAAGUCUCGAUGACUGUUUGUGAUCCGUGAAAUUGCCGCACAAAUCAUCAGCCAGAGGUGUGGUUUGGCAACCUCGGAAGUUUACAUCAUGUUGUUUGCGUAUUCGGCUGUCUUAUGGACAUCGAUUUAGUGCUACCAGAGGGGAAGUUACCCAAAGGAAAGAAAAUGCUGAGUUUAGUGGUAAAGCCGUAAAGAAACUCUCUUAAAUUGCAACCCUAACUUGAGCCUCUGAUGCUGAAUUUAGGUAUUGUAUCUUGCGAAGGUGGUUUGUCGAACCUAUUAGUGACAACUUGUUGAUAUUUUGUUCUUAUAGUACCCUGCAUUGCAAACUUCAUGACGCA